Theobroma cacao (cacao) is the source of this 1448-nucleotide messenger RNA. RefSeq names its product loganic acid O-methyltransferase-like. NCBI's taxonomy places the organism in Eukaryota, Viridiplantae, Streptophyta, Magnoliopsida, Malvales, Malvaceae. The record is from RefSeq and is a predicted model, not a curated record. Gene Ontology annotation, molecular function: methyltransferase activity.
GAAAUCCUACAUUUCCCCCUGUGCAGCUUUAACGAAAUUCUACUUCUCAAAAAAAAUUAUACAAGUUGAAGGAAUCAUCUCACUGGCAUUCAAGAACACAAAGCCUUCAUAAUUUAAAAAUUAUAUAUAUAUAUAAAGCUUUCAUGCAAGUAAGUAAAGGAAACAUUGUUGUAUGGUUGUGAAGACAAAGAAAUUAUACAUUUACGAGUGUGCAUUGAGGAGGUUUGCUGACAUUUUGAUGGAAGCUAAAAGCCAAAGCAUAAUGCUGGAGUCAUAUGCUAUGAACGGAGGAGAUGGACCUUACAGCUAUGCCCAGAACUCCUUGUAUCAGAGAGGACUUAUGGAGGCUGCCAAAGGUAUGAUCAAUGAGGAAAUCGCCAUGAAACUUGACAUUCAAGAACUUUCAUUAGCAGCUUCAGAGCCAAUAAGGAUUGCAGACUUAGGUUGCUCUUGUGGACCUAAUACAAUUCUGGCAGUCCAACAUAUAAUAGACGCUCUAAUGCGCAAGUUCCAAAGCCAUUCAACUCCUGAAUUCCAGGUUUUCUUCAAUGACCAUGUUAGCAAUGACUUCAAUUCUCUGUUUGCAUCACUCUCAGUCCUUGGGAAGCAAUACUAUGCAGCUAGUGCUCCUGGUUCUUUCCAUGGUCGCCUAUUUCCCAAGGCUACCGUGCAUUUUGUUUACUCAUCAUAUGCACUCAAUUGGCUCUCUAAGGUCCCAGAAAGGGUCGUAGACAAAACUGAUCCUGCCUGGAAUCAGGGUAGGAUUCAUUACACAGGUGCUCCAAAGGAAGUGUUAGAAGCUUAUUCGGAUCAAUAUGCCAAGGACAUUGACUCAUUUUUACAAGCAAGAGUGAAAGAGCUUGCGCCUGGCGGGUUAAUGGCUCUUCUAAUACCAGCUGUUCCAGAUGUGAUCACCGACCCUCAAAUUACAAUAGGAUCAGAAUUUAAACUUGUGGGUUCUUGCCUCAUGGACAUGGCAAAAUUGGGAAUGGUAAGUGAGGCGAAGGUUGAUACUUUCAACUUGCCUAUUUACUUCACAUACCCAAAAGAAUUGCGGCAAAUUAUAGAGGAAAAUGGAUGUUUCAGCAUUGAAAGGAUGGAGGUAUUGAACAUCCCAAAGCAGCACAUAGUCAUGCCAGACCUAAGACAGCGAAUGCUGUACAUUAGAGCUAUCUUGGAACCACUCAUUAAGAAUCACUUCGGAAAUGAAAUCAUUGAUCAACUCUUCGAGAUAUACUCAAGGAAACUUUCAGAGUCAUCCAUUUUCUUGAACCCAGAAUGCCAGAAAACAACUGCAAUCUUCCUUCUUCUCAAGCCUAUAUAAUGUAAAUUAAUAAGGAAUAUACUUAUCUCAUUUUCUUUUCUUUUUAAGAAGAGAAGAAAGUUACUAUUUAACUAUUAGCAGUUACAUUGUUAUUAAUAACAUGAACGAUGGCACCAUUUUAUCA